AUGUGUUGUGUACACCUUUGUCCUUUUGCUUUUUUUUCACUUUCUCUCUCUCUCUGUCUCUCUGUCUCUCUCUCUCUCGUGUGUGAAUCACGUGCUCUGCUUUUCGCACAACGAGCACGGGGCACCCCGUGCGACCUUGCCACUAGGGCAACCCCCGUGCAGCCAUACUCGAGUCCGGCCCACCAGCAGUUCACGAAGCAACCCAUCAGCGCCAUGGCCGAGUUUGUAGAUGAGCAGGCGGAGCUCGAUGAGCUGGAUAAGGACCGCGUCGAUCCCGAUGAAGACGACGAGGACGAUGACGAUGAGCAAGAGGAGAACGACGGCUUUAUCAACGAUGAAGAUGAGGAAGACGAUCGGCCUCGGGCCCGCAAGCGCGCUGGCAAGCGCAAAGGUGCCGCUGCUGACGACGACGACGACGACUAUGACGAAGGUGAUGAAGACUUGCUCAAGGACAACCUUGGCGAGGAGGAAUAUAACAAGCUCAAGGCUGCCAAACGGAAAAAACUCAUCAUGGCAGACGACGACGACGACGACGACGAUGACAUGAUUGCCAUCCGCCGUUCCACUGCUGGUGGCAACUCCUCGACCACUUCAGCUACACCUGCGCCCGCCGCCGACAACGCUCCCUCAAAGGAUGCAGCGCCUCAAGCAGCUGAAACUAGCGCUGCUGCCCGCCAGGCAGUCGAAAUGUCUGAUAGCGAAGAUGAGGAUUCUCAUCCGGCAACCAGCGCCAAUAAUCAGCCUAGUCGAUCCGCCGCCACGGCUACCAACGAAGCUCUUGGUGUCGACGAUGAUGACGACGACGACGAUGGUGACGCUGGUGUGCACGACGAGGACGAUGACGAUGACGAUGAUCUUGACGACUUCGUGGUGGAAGAGGGAGAAGAGAACAUGAGCGAGGCAGAGCGCCAAGCCCUGCGCGCCAAGCGCCGUGAGCGUCGUCGUGAGCAAAAGCGCCGCAUGCAAGAGGCUGGCCUGGGUCAACAAGCCCAAGCCGUCCUCUCUCUGUUUGGAAGCGCCGAGGAUUACGAGCGUCAGCUAGAAGAUGAGUUUGCAGACUACCGGGAGCUUCAUCCGGACGAGCAGCAGUUGCCCGAAGAGCUGCGAGCCGACCUUAAGCCAACUACGGCUUCCGUCUUGGGUCGUGAGCUGGCUCUUACUGCCUCGCAAAUUGUUGAAGAGGACGUGCCCGAACGCAUGCAGACGCAAUGGCGCGGGCGUUUUCGCAAAGAACCCAUCCCGGCUGAUCUGUUGGAUGAUGAGGUCGAAUACAUCUGGUCGGCCUGCUUUGGAGCGACGUGGAUCACGCACUGGCACGAUCCAAUUCUACGCCGCACCUUCUUCCGGGAUGAGUUUGCUGACAUGCGUAAGCGCGACCCACUCGAGACGAAGCGCUGCAUCGCCGAGUGUGUCAAACUGCUGCAUUACGACCGCGUGGAUGAUUUUGACGAUUUGAACGCGACCACCAGCGGCGACGCCCAACGCACUGCAAAUGGUCCACGUGAAGUGCCCUUUAUCGCACACUUUCGCAAGGAAAAAGUUGGAUUCCCUAGCGUGCUCAACUACCACGACCUGUGGCUCGUACAAGAAUACGACCAGCGAUUCCACAUGCUCCACGAGCAACACGCUCGCUUGAUUCGCCAAACCGAUCAUCUACUGAAGAAACUUGAGCGUGAUGCCAAUGCAGGUUCUGCGCCGUCACACCGUGCCACGUUGAUUGACAACAAGUUUCUCAACUACCUUUAUGGCAUAAAAUCCGAUGAAGAGAUGAAGGACGUGCGCGCCUUUCUGCGCUUUUUCUACGAUGACCUCUUGCAGGAGCUGAACACCGGCUCGGGGAGCCAGAGUCAUGACGACCAAGCCGAGACACAUGCCUCGCGCCAGCGUCGUAUCACCAGCCGCUACCACCACUCGGAAAGCGUGGGUCUGACUGCCUCCAUGUCAUGCUUCGGCAUCACCCUGCCCCAGAUUGUGGAAAACAUUCUCAACGGAUUCCAGCUCCACGAGGUUCAAGCCCCCGCAGAAGACAUCUUCCAGGUGGCCAUGAGCUGCCCUGUCAACAUUGAUGUUGAGGAGAUUGUCAACCGCCUCCAGCAUUGCUUGGCGCGUGAGAUUGCGCAGCACCCCGCCGUCCGCGGUCACUUUCGCGAGCGCAUUCGGCGCAUGGCACUGCUAACCGUGCGUCCCACCAAAAAGGGAUUCCAGCUCAUUGACAAGUGGGAUGUGCUGGCCAAGUACAGGUUCCUCACCAACAAGCCCGUCGAUACGCUGAACGACGACACCUUCCUGUGGCUGAUCAAGGGCAAGCGUGCCGGUCUGCUUGAGUACAGCUUUGCCGUGUCUGAUCACACGGCCACGGAGAUUGAGCAAGCCAUUCUUGGCGCGCUGCAAUUCACGGUCAUGGAUGACAUGGCCCUCAAGUGGAAACCCCACAUCAACGCCAUCGUUCGGGAUUGUGUGCGCGACAUGCUGUUGGUCGAUAUGAUCGAGGAAGUCGAAAAGAAACUUACCGCUGAAGCUGAGCUCUUUGUGGAGGAGCAGUGCGCCAACUUUGUGCGCAACUUUGUAUCGCGCGCACCCUUCCAACCCGAUUUUGCCGUGGAGGAGGGGCGCGAGGACGGCGUCCGUGUGACAGCAUGCAUUCUGGGAGACAUGGGUGAAGCAUCGUUCUUGGUCCAUCUCAACGGCUAUGGCGAUGUUGUCGACUUUAUCAAACUGGACAACCUUGGUUUUAGCGAACACGCACGUAACGAAAGGGAUGCACAGCGCCGUCGUGAUGACAACGAGCGCAUCAAAAACUUUUUGCUGCUCAAUGUGCCUGAUGUCCUUGUGGUGGGAGCUGACCGUCAGCCGGCACUUCACUUGCACCGCACCUUUGGUGACAUGGUUCGGAACAUCCGAGAGGAGGUCGAGGACUUUCCUCCCGUGUCCGUUGAAUUGGUUGAGACUCAAGUUGCCGAGCUUUAUGCGCGCAGUGUGCCAAGCAAGAAGGAGUUUGCUGAGUAUCACUUCUCUCUCAUCACGGCCAUUGGCCUUGGUCGCCAAGUGCAGAACCCCGAGCUGAUGAUGGCAACGCUCUACAAUGAGGAUGAAGACUUUUUGCACAUCAGCAUGCACCCUCUGCAGGAAUUCAUCUCAAAGGAUCGCCUCCGCACAAAGCUGAUUCAGGAGAUGAGUGUUGCUGUCAACCGUUCGUGCAUCGAUUUGGUGGCUGCCGCGAGCAAGCCACAGCUGGCCAACGCGUUGCAGUUCAUCUGCGGUCUGGGCAAGCACAAGGCUGCGGCGCUUCUGAGCCACCUGCGCCCAACCGUGCGCGAGUUUCACGGCCGUCGCCAGCUGGCAGACAUGGAGGGUCUGGGCCCAUGCACGGCCUACAAUGCAUCGGCAUUCUUGAUUGUUCAUCCAAGCCCUGAUUAUGAUGAGCCGGAACAGUCUUCUCGCUUGGAUGAGCUUCUCAUUCAUCCAGAGUCGUACAAGUAUGCCACCAAAAUUUGCAUGGAUGCUGUUGGCUACUCGGAGCACAUUGGCGAGGAUGAGGACGCCAAUCAGUUGGCCAACGAGGCCAUUGGCAAGAUUUUGGACGAUGCUUCAGGUCGUGAGAAGCUUGAGCGCCUUGACAAUAGCCUUGCUGACUACAAUCGCUACCUCCAAACCUUGGGCUUGCCUGACAUGUUGCAAACCUUGCAAGACAUCAUGACCGUUCUCAAGGCACCGCAUCGGGAGAUCCGAGCACCGUUUUUCAGCAUGUCCGAUGCUGCAGUGCAGGCGCCCAUGGCCCCCUCCUUGUUUGAUCGCAUGCGUAUCAACGAGGCCCUGCACCGACGCUUCUGUGCGCUCUCUGGACAACUGAUCCAGCAUGUGACCGAGUCGGACAUCCCCAUCAUGAGCAAUUUUGACUGUGUGAUUCUUCAAGAGCACAACUCGGGUGAACUCUACUUUCACAAUCCGGUAGUGUUCGAGCCAACUGUCUGCAUCAAUCAAGUGGUCGAUGCAGAGGUCUUGCGCUUUAAGGAACGUCCACCCUUGGACCCUUACGGAGAACCACAGAUUGUGGACGUGACGUUGCGCAUGAGCAAUGGUAUCCGUGCCACCCUCAACGUUCGCGACAUCAGCUCGUCAGACAUGAACGUGGAUCCUCGUUCACGCCUACAACCGGGCAUGUUCUGUUUGUGUGUGUGUGUGUGUGUGUGUGUGUGUGUGUGUGUGUGUGUGUGUGUGUGUGUGUGUGUGUGUGUGUGUGUGUGUGUGUGUGUGUGGCACAUACUCAAGUCCUUGUGGGAAAUGAUAGGCGAUGUACUGCGAGGUGAUCGUCAGCUGAUGCGGCCUCAGGUUUGGGGCUUUGAUGGCGAUUAUGACGAAGAGGCUGAGAUUGAGUUUGAGCAAAAGCUCAAGGCAGAGGAAGCCCCGGCGCUGCGCUACGUGCCGCGUGUCGUCAACCACCCGGCCUUUAUCAACGCCGACUAUUCGCAGGCGAUGAAGCAGCUACAAAACGGCCACAUUGGCGACGUCGUGUUCCGCCCGAGCUCCAAGGGCGAGAAUUUGAUCACCUGCUCAUGGAAGACCGGAGAUAAGCAAGUGGCGCAUACGACCAUCAAGGAGGAUGAGGCCCGGAAGCGAGACGAGUACUCGCUCUCGGACCGCCUGCUCCUGGAGGUGGCGCCCGGUCGCACUGAGGAGUUUGAAGACUUGGAUCAGAUCAUCGCUCAGUACAUUUCACCCAUGGCCGACCUGAUUCGUCGCCUGCACGCACAUCGCCGAUUCAAGAACGUGACCCGCGAAGAGAUGGCGGCAGAUAUUGUCGAUGAGAAGCGGCAAAACAUGAAUCGCAUUCCCUACUACAUGAGCCCGGCGGAGCCUUGUCGCUACUGGCUGACGUACGUACCCAAGCGCGACGCCCUCUUGCAGCGGAUCCGCAUUACGGUUGAUGGUUAUCAGCUGCAAAGCGAAACGUUUCCUGAUAUCGACCAGCUCCUGACUUGGUUUAAGCUCAACUUUCAGCGCAUCAAGCCCUACAAGCCGCCGAGCCGUUCCACGCAGCGCUCGUCUCAACCGGCUGCCAGCACAGCACCCGCAGCUCCCCCUUCCAACUCCGGCACGGCUGGCGCACCUGCCGCACCGGUCCAGCGGGAGCCACGCUACGAUGCACCGCCGAUGGGCUUUGGUGCCCCACCGACCCGCGAGCCAGCCUAUCCCCGCCCGGCCUAUGAAUCAGCGCACGUUGGUACUGACUCACGCUAUGGCGGACCAGAAUUUGGUGGACCACCUGCCCACGACUACGGCGGUCCGCCAGGUGGCAGUUUCCGGGGACCUUCCGGGCCCGGCUUUCAAGGGCCACCUGCCCACGAUCUCCCACCCUAUGGUGGCGGACCGCCUGGUUUCAUGGGGCCCGGUAUGCACAAUGAUUUCCGGGGUGCGCCGCCUCCAGGACGACCCGGACCCGGGCAAGCUAACAACCAGCAGGCUCGCAAUGACGAAGCCACCAACGACUUCUUGCGUCAUUAUGUCCCGGCUCCAAACUAGACGGCGCUCAGCCCAUGCCGAACGGCCCUUGUUGAGACUGGCUCGUCGCCUUUGAGUGUAUUUUCUUUGUCAUGUUUUGCUGGUGUGCUUCGACAUGUGAGUUGGGUAUGAAAUGCAGCCAAGGCACGAUUCAAGGGUUGCUCAGUCCUCUCGGCUGGUUUAUAUUGCGAAUGGUAGUGACGCCAGUGAUGGCUGUGAGCUUUUGCUUGUGCGUCUUGAUUUGAGGUGAAUGAAGGAGAAUUUAUUCCGAGC
Molecule: messenger RNA, 5772 nt
Organism: Monosiga brevicollis MX1
Lineage: Eukaryota; Choanoflagellata; Craspedida; Salpingoecidae
Exons: 40
Coding region: 1-5520 (1839 amino acids)
Biological process (GO): nucleosome organization; positive regulation of transcription elongation by RNA polymerase II; mRNA transcription by RNA polymerase II
Cellular component (GO): transcription elongation factor complex
Molecular function (GO): histone binding; nucleosome binding
Source: RefSeq, a predicted model, not a curated record